AUGCCGGUCUUUGAAUGUGCUUCUAUCACAAUGUCUGCUCAGGCCGUUCAGACCGAGCUGAAAUCCAAGAUUACCCAGCAAUGGAGGUUGACAGAGACGACGCUUGCAACGACACCACGUAAUAUAACAUCCAUCUUUCGAACAUGCGGCAUUCUGAGCGCGCGAGAGCUGGAAGUUACGGAAGUCGAAGACUCUACUGCACUGCUGAGCACGAUUCAUUCUAAGGAAUGGUCUGCUGUCGAAGUUGUGACGUCCUUUUGCAAGCGAGCAGCCAGUGCACAGCAGCUGGUCAAUCCCCUGGUGGAUAUCACCUUUGAUGAAGGGAUUCAACGAGCCAAAGAGCUGGAUGACUGUCUCCAGUCUAGUGGGGAAGUGGUAGGGCCCCUUCAUGGUUUGUUGAUAAGCUUCAAAGACCUUACAGACGUCGAAGGCAUGAAGAUAGCCACUGGAUUCGUCAGCCUGGCCAACAGAACAUCUGAUACCGAUGCUGUCGUUGUUCAGAGUCUUCGCGAAGCUGGCGCUGUGGUGUACUGUCCCGUUGGACGAAGUCUCUGGGAUAUUGAACUGAUAUUGCGUGUCUGGAAUGACUUUGAGCCGUGGCUAUAUGACCCAGUGGUCGUGGCAAAGCGUUGGGAUCCAGUACCUAUUCCGUGGAAGAUAGUUGUUGGCGUGAUGUACUGGGAUGAAGUCUUUAAGCACUACUAUCCCACUGGUGGCAAGAUGUUCAAGGACUUUCUGACUGAAAGCGGCGAACCUGCGAUCCCAUCCGUCGCCAAAAUCCUUGAUCGAGCCACUGAGCUCAGUGCCCCCGAGCUGACUCAGCUAUACAAGUAA
This is a messenger RNA of Exophiala aquamarina CBS 119918, 834 nucleotides long. RefSeq lists its product as uncharacterized. The coding region runs from base 1 to 834 and encodes 277 amino acids. The record is from RefSeq and is a predicted model, not a curated record. The transcript has 4 exons. Lineage: Eukaryota; Fungi; Ascomycota; Eurotiomycetes; Chaetothyriales; Herpotrichiellaceae.